Molecule: messenger RNA, 2348 nt
Organism: Alosa alosa (allis shad)
Lineage: Eukaryota; Metazoa; Chordata; Actinopteri; Clupeiformes; Clupeidae
Gene: actr8
Product: actin related protein 8
Exons: 13
Coding region: 333-2219 (628 amino acids)
Biological process (GO): regulation of DNA-templated transcription; double-strand break repair
Cellular component (GO): Ino80 complex
Source: RefSeq, a predicted model, not a curated record
CGAAACAUUUGUUUGGCCAACCUCUAGCAUGCAAUGUUUUGGGAAGUUCCAGGAACGUUCGGAGGCUGAUGACCGUCGUCCAUUUGACAUCAAAUAACUUUACAUCUGAAGCGUUUAAAGCUUUAUCGUGUUUCAGGCGUCACCAAACUGAAGCUGAACCGUACGAGCAGUGCCCAGGAAAUUGGAUCAAGUCGGCUUCACUUCUCCCUAUUCGAGUCUUACAGAGUGGCUCUGUUAAUUUCUUUCAUGGCUACUAUGAGCUCGUAGCACGCUCCACGAAUUGUCAGAGUGUGACUGUAAUUUUACAAUCGUCUUAUUAACACUUUAACCAAAUGACUCAAGCAGAGAGAGAGCAAGAGAAUGGAAAAGAGAAAGAAAAAGAACGAGAGAAGGAUAAAGAAAAGGAACAGCGUGGCGUGAAAAGACCGAUUGUCCCAGCCGCUAUUGCAGAGCCUUUGCAAGAGCCUAUACAAACCACCUCCAUUGUUGUGAUCCAUCCUGGAUCCAAAAGCCUGAGAAUAGGUCGAGCCACAGACACCCUGCCAGUGAUCGUUCCGCACGUCAUCGCCCGAAGACAUAAACAACCUGGUCAGUCUCGACAUGAGGACCGCUGGCUCUUGAGGGAUGGACUGAAUAAACCAGAAAGUAACGAGCAGAGACAAAAUGGCAUCAAAAUGGUGGAUCAAGCCAUCUGGUCAAAGAAAAUGUCGAAUGGAGUUAGACGAACGCCAGUAUCUGCAGAACAGGCAAGAGCUUACAACAGACAGAUUCGGCCCGCCGUGCUGGAUCCUACUGCCAGGGUGAAGUGGACAAACACAAGCCACAAGCCAGACUAUUUGGUUGGGGAGGAGGCCCUGUAUGUGAACCCAACAGACAGCUAUAACCUCCACUGGCCAAUAUGCAGGGGGCAGCUCAACAUCCACGGGGGUCCGGGCGGGUCACUGACUGCUGUCCUUGCUGAUCUAGAGGCCAUCUGGUCCCAUGCUAUCCAGAAACUUCUGGAAAUCCCUCUGAAGGACCUUAAGUAUCACAGAUGCAUCCUGCUUGUCCCUGACAUCUACAACAGACAGCAUGUCAAGGAGAUGGUUAACAUGUUACUGAAUAACAUUGGAUUCUCAGCUAUCGUGGUGCACCAGGAGUCGGUAUGUGCCACCUACGGCAGUGGGCUGAGCAGUGCCUGCGUGGUGGACGUGGGUGACCAGAAGACCAGCCUGUGCUGUGUGGAGGAUGGGGUGUCCCAUCGGAGCUCCAGGCUGUGCCUGGCGUAUGGAGGCUCUGAUGUGACACGAUGCUUCUUCUGGCUGCUGCAGCGGGCAGGCUUCCCCUACAGGGAUUGCCAGCUGACCAACCGCAUGGACUGCAUGCUUCUGCAGCAGCUCAAAGAGACCUUCUGCCACCUGGACCAGGAUAUUUCUGGACUCCAGGACCAUGAGUUUCGCACACGUUUCCCAGAAUCCCCAGUGCUCCUGUAUCAGUGCCGUCUUGGGGAUGAGAAACUUCAGGCCCCCAUGGCUCUGUUCUACCCAGCUACAUUUGGCAUUGUGGGCCAGAAGAUGACCUCGCUGCAGCAGCGGGCACAGGGGGACUCUGAAGAUCCUCACGACGAGCACUACUUGCUGUCCACCCAGAGCAAACAAGACCAGUCGUCCAAAGCCACCGCUGAGCGGAAGUCUCUGCCCAAACCGCUGGGCUUUGAGGGCGAGUCCAGCAGCCAGGGCGGCGAGCCGUCUGAGCGGGGCCUUCAUGGCCAGGAGGUGGAACUGGGCCAUGGCCAGGGAGAAUGCCUGAUGGGCGGCUCAGAGGUGGAAGACUCGCCCUCAGCGCUGCUGUCCCGCAGGACGGCCAUGUCGCAGUUUGAGGGAAAAGCGCUGGGCCUGGACAAAGCCAUUCUACACUGUAUAGACUGCUGUGCAUCUGACGAGACCAAACGCAAGAUGUACAGCUCCAUCCUUGUGGUGGGGGGAGGCCUGCUGUUCCAUGGCGCACAGGAGUUUCUGCAGCACCGCAUCCUCAAUAAGAUGCCCCCAUCUUUCCGCCGGGUAGUGGAGAACGUGGAGGUCAUCACGCGACCAAAGGAUAUGGAUCCACGGCUGAUAGCCUGGAAGGGCGGAGCAGUGCUGGCCUGUCUGGACACGACCCAGGAGAUGUGGAUUCACCAGUGUGAGUGGCAGCGCUUUGGGGUCCGGAUGCUCAGGGAGAGGGCAGCAUUUGUCUGGUGACUCCAGUAUACAAAUUGUGUGUGUGUCUGUCUCUCAGAGAGAGAGAGAGAGAGAGAUUUAACCUGUUUUUGAUGUGAAAAUGUUUUUUGUACAGUGUUUAAAAAUAUAAAUAAAAAUCAAGCUUUGAGA